Heterostelium album PN500 is the source of this 1404-nucleotide messenger RNA. RefSeq lists its product as uncharacterized. The record is from RefSeq and is a predicted model, not a curated record. The transcript has 4 exons. Gene Ontology annotation, molecular function: single-stranded DNA binding; ubiquitin protein ligase activity. NCBI's taxonomy places the organism in Eukaryota, Evosea, Eumycetozoa, Acytosteliales, Acytosteliaceae. Gene Ontology annotation, cellular component: Rad6-Rad18 complex; nucleus. Bases 1 to 1404 code for a protein of 467 amino acids. Gene Ontology annotation, biological process: protein monoubiquitination; DNA damage tolerance.
AUGGAUCAUCUAUUGAAAUGUCCUAUAUGUUUUGAUUUCUUUGAUACUGCAUUGAUGAUAAUAACAUGUUCACAUAAUUUUUGUUCAUUAUGUAUAAAGAAAUACUUUUCACAACCAAAUUUACAUUGUCCGAUUUGUAGAAAGGCUGCAAGUACUUCUGAAUUGAGGAACAAUAGAUUAUUAGAUGAAUUAGUGACCGCUCUAAAGCAGACUUUAGAGAAAAAGAAUGGUGAUUCAUCUGAAUUGUUGUUAUCGACAGACGACAGCAGUAUUUCAUCGACUCAAAUCAUCUCGACACAACAAACAACUUAUGCAUCAAUAGUAAAGAAGAGAUCAUCAUCAUCAUCAUCAAUUUCAUCAUCAUCAACUAAACAUACAAAUGAUAAGAAAUUAAAGACUGCUAAUCAUCAUUAUGAUGAUAAUGAUAAUGAUUUUAAGAGUAAUAAUAGUAAUAAUAGUAGUCAACAACAACAACAACAAACACCAGGUAGAAUGAUGACAAGAUCAAGAUCACAGAAAGAAGGUAUUAAAUAUGAUGAUUCUAUAUUCUCUGAUACGCUGUCAGUUGGAUCGUCUUCGAACAAUAAACGUAAAGGAAGAUCAUCGACAUCACCACGUAAAUCACAAUCGAGUCAAGAGUUACAUAAAGAAGACCGUUUAGUUGUAUCGGUACCACUCUCUGACAGUAAUAACUACAACAACAAAUCUGCAAACAAAAAUAUCAAUAAUCACAAUAAUGAAGAUGAUGACGAAAUAGAAACUUCACAACCAACAAUCAAUUCACAAUCGAUUCAACCAAUUCUAAAUAAUAAUAAUAAUAAUAACCAACAAUUGUUGAUAAUUCAACCAAAACGUUUGACACCUUUGGCAAAGCUAUGUUAUUCUAUUAUGAAGAUUAAACAGAUAAAAGAUUCAUUAAAGAGUUUGGGAUUGAGGACGAAUGGCGAUCGACAAACAUUGAUCAAUCGACACAAAGAGUAUACACUUAGACAUAAUAGUCAGUGCGACAGUAUGAAUCCAAAGACAAAAGAAGAGAUCAUAGAGGAACUAUAUGAAUACGAACAGCUCACUGCUAAACCAAAGACAACAGCAACCACGACCAGCAAGAAAAAACAAACAACAAACAACAAAAAAUCGAAUAGUAAUUCUCCAGUUUUAUCAUUACCAUCACCAGUUUUAUCACCACCAUCAUUACUUUCACUUCCCUCACCAACAUUGCAAUCAUCUUCACAAUACCCAAUUACUAAUAACAAUAGUAAUAAUAAUAACGAUGAUGAUGAUGAUCAAGUUAAUAACAAUACAACCAUUUCACAAACACAAACACAAGAUCAAAGUCAAGACCUUUUCGAGAAACUAAAAUUACAGAUUCUAAGCAGGAAGUCUGUGAAUUCAUUAAAAUCUUGA